UCGUACAUGUAUUAUCUUUGCCUUACACUUCAAUCUUUCUUUAGUGAACUAAUGGCGGGGUUAAUAUCGAUCCGAUCAGAAAGAUUUAAAAAGUAAACAGCAAUAUUCAAUACACUUAAUCAAUACAUAUACAGAACGUAUUGAAGUGAACACAUGGUUUUCGGAUAUAUUCAUAACAAACCGACACUUUUAUCGACAAGGAUUUCAUUAUAUAAUCCAUAAUCGCAUGGAGAUAUUAAAAUUCUAGUCAAGACUAAGGACACAUACAAAAAUAAAAUGUUUGGAAUAUGUGAAUAAAGAUGUUUUGGUAAUACAACUAUUGCGUAAAAUGAAGGAAUUAGCCAUUAUGAGUAAAGUUUAGAAUGGCAGAACAAGACGGAAAGAAACUCGUAGGCUAAUAUCAGGUGAUAUGGUGUGACAAUGUCGGAAAGGGUGGUUCGGAAUGUAGAAAAUGACUACUUAAUGUGCAGUAUAUGUCUCGGUCGUUACAAGGACCCUCGACUGUUGCCAUGUGGUCACAGUUUUUGUAAACAAUGUCUACAAGAACACAUUAAACAAACUGUUACAGAUCCUCUUGCCUUGAAUUUCAAGUGCCCAAAUGAUCGAACUCGAGUUGGCAGACCGACGCCCGGUCUUGCUCCUAAACACUGGGCCGGAUCUUUCCCGCCUGAUACCUUCCUCGGGAGCUUGCUAAGUGCCGUGCUUGUGCACGGAACUACGGAUAAAUCGGAGGCUGAAAGCAUGACUUGUAAGGAGCAUAAAAGUAGACUGAAGGAGUUUUUCUGUUUGAAAUGUUCAAUUACUGCGUGCGCAUUAUGUGUUGUUAAAAACCACAAGAGCAGUCGGUGCGAGUGCGUUGGCAUAGACGAGGCCGUAGAACAUUUGCGACCGAAAUUGGAUCAACUAAAAAACUCACUACAGAAACAAGUAAAGUUCGCAAAACAAUAUCAGUAUGGUGGGGAUGCGGGACAUAAUUCUCUGAAGAGCUGUAAAGACAAGGCAUUGUCAGAACUUACAGAUCUCGAGACCAAGUUGAAAUUUUAUUUUCAAACGGCGAUGCAGCAGUUUGACGAUAUGAAGCAGACGAUAAAAGACGCUGGAAAAUCUGCCGUUAAAGACAACUCACAGUCGACGAUUAUCGUAGGUAAAAUAAACGAAACUAUCGGAAAUUUUGACGAAAUAUGUACCUCUGGCACAGGCAUUGAAAUUUUAAACAGCGUUACGAAAAUUGAAGGGCAGGUGAAACAGUUCGAUAAUGCUCUUAAAGCACUUUCAACAAAACUACCGGCAAUGGACAUUCAUUUUGCAGUUAAUAAGGAAACUGAAAGGGUUUUUGAAAAUGCCCCCAUGCUUGGCUCAGUAAUUAUUCAAAGUAUAAACCCUUACGAAGUAGGAACAAACCUACAAAGUCAAUCUGAAACAAGUAAUGUCAGUAUCUUGCCGCGUCCCGUUACUUCAAGAGAAGUCCCGAGAUUGAAUUUAAAUUCAGCAAGAACUGCACGAUCUUUGAGCCUACCAUCAUCUACACCGAGGUCUGAGAUUGAUACAUGGAGGUCCGACAUGACCCCGCGCAGGUCAAAAGUAACGUUAAGUGUAAAGUCAGCUGACAGGUCGAACACGUGCUGGCAAUUAACAGGGGUCGCCAUUAUCGAAGACAGUAUAGUUUUGACAGACGCUCACAACGGCCAACUUUUCCGAUUCUCCAUCAGAAAUACAAACGCACCGCCAAGCCAAUUAACGUUGAAUUGUCCCGUGUGCGUUUGCCAGUCGCAUGAGAGCACUGACGCUGUGGUUACGCUUCCUGAACAAAAUGAACUUGCGUUUAUAGGAACUGAAGACAGUUUUGUGCUUAUGGAUACUGUACCUACAGAAAAGCCUUACGAAGGAAUUGCAAAACUUCCCGACGGAAAAUUCGUAGUUUCUUGUUGUGUUGUCGGCAGACAAGCUGUCGACAUAAUCGACACGAGAGCAGUUAUUUUAAAAUCUAUAGAUAAAACGGAAUCAGGCGAAGAACUGUUUAGCUGGCCAAGAUUUUUAUCUGUGACCUCUGGUGGCGACAUUCUAGUGUCUGACCGUGAUAAACGUGCACUCCUCUGCAUAGAUACGCAAGGUAGAGUCAAAUGGGCGUACCCUAUAAAUGCAUCGCCAUGGGGCGUGUCUUGCCAUUCGAAUGGGGAGGUCUAUCUUUGUUUAGACAACAGCCAAGUUCAACUUCUUACAGAAGCUGGACGAUUAGUUGACAAUAGGUAUGUUGAAGGAAGAAGGGAUGGUGUGAAGGUACCUUAUGCAAUUCAUGCUGUUGGAGAUAUUUUAGCAGUUACUGAAUGGGGCUCCAGUUUAUUUGCUCCCAACAGUCCAAGAGUUCAUCUUUUCAAUGUGUAAUUGACAAAGAUGUAAAAAGUACUUACUGCAGUACAGGACUUCUUGUUAUAU
This is a messenger RNA of Ruditapes philippinarum (Manila clam), 2433 nucleotides long. Its product is annotated as tripartite motif-containing protein 2-like. Bases 421 to 2382 code for a protein of 653 amino acids. The record is from RefSeq and is a predicted model, not a curated record. The transcript has a single exon. Lineage: Eukaryota; Metazoa; Mollusca; Bivalvia; Venerida; Veneridae. Gene Ontology annotation, molecular function: zinc ion binding.